Messenger RNA from Sus scrofa (pig), 11371 nucleotides. It is a transcript of the gene ST3GAL4, whose product is annotated as ST3 beta-galactoside alpha-2,3-sialyltransferase 4. Gene Ontology annotation, biological process: glycolipid biosynthetic process. Gene Ontology annotation, molecular function: beta-D-galactosyl-(1->3)-N-acetyl-beta-D-galactosaminide alpha-2,3- sialyltransferase activity; beta-galactoside (CMP) alpha-2,3-sialyltransferase activity. The record is from RefSeq and is a predicted model, not a curated record. NCBI's taxonomy places the organism in Eukaryota, Metazoa, Chordata, Mammalia, Artiodactyla, Suidae.
CCGGAGGGAUCUGCUUUGGAGUCUUGCAGCUCAAAGCGUGGUCUCCGCCGGGCAGCAGGGCACCACUGGGAGCUGGUUAGAAUGCGGGCCCACCCCACCCGCUGAGUCAGAAUGUGCACAUCAGAGUCCGCAGGGCCUGUUUUCGCCAUUAUCUGGACCAGUGGUUCUCAGCCUUGGUUCGGUUGGAAUUGCCCAGGGUGCUUGAACACAUUCCAGCGCCGGGCCAGACCAGCUAAGUCAGAAUUCUCAGGUACGGGACCCAGAUGCUGCAAUUCUCCUCUUCAGCCAAGGUCAAGAACAAGUGCUUUAAGCUUGAGGGUGCAUGUGAAUCAUCGGGGGAUGGUAUUCAAAUGCAGGUUCUAAUUUGUGCAUCUGGGGUGGGGGAUGCUAAGAGGCCACAUUUCUAAGAAUGUCCCUGGUGAGGCCCGGGCUGCUGAUGCGAUACAUCGUUUUGAGUCAUAAGCAUUUCUUAGGCCAACUUCCCAGUUUUACCGCCCAAAGGAACUGACAGUCAGAAAGGGGAAAAUGACUUUCUCGAGACACCCCAACAUGCCUUUCAGUCAGUACUUGCCGAACACUGGCUGUGGUGUCAGGCAGUGCGCUGGGUGCUGGGGCUACAGCUGGGAAUAAGGAAGACCUGAUUCCUCCCCUUAUGUUCAGUGGGGGAGACAGAAAGCAAGUGAGUAAGUAGCUGUGCUCGUUAGAGAUCAGGAUCCCGUGGAGGGGAAUGAUGUGGCUGUUGCCGAGGGGAGGUCAGGAAGGUGGCCCACUCUGGGUGAUAGGUCUUGACUUUCAUCCAGGUCUUCUGGUGACAAAUCUGGAACGUUUCUUUACUGGCCAGGGCCAUCCUCCACCCACCCUGGGAUUCAGAGAUGAGUCUCCUGGCCCUGCUGAGAAGAUCUCACUCCAGUCCCCAGCCCUCUACCCUCCCCCAACCUGGCUUUCUCGUCCCCUCAAGACUUUCAUCCGUGGGUGUUUGUGACUCAGGGUGGAGCCUGGGGAAGGCCCCUGGGAGCAGAGUGUUGACUCUGUAAUGGGACAGGAUUCAGGCUAAUCUAUUUCUGAUCUGUAACAGAAGCUGGACAUUGUCCAGAUGUGGUUCCCACCCUGGAAAAAUAAUUUGAGAUGUUUCAUUUAUCCCCAAGCGAGCACAAACCCUAGUGCUUCCUUCUGUUUUCUGAGCCAUCAAAAGAGUCACGUGGGCUGCUUGCGAAAAUACCCGGCCCAGGUCUCCCCCCUGGCUGGCUGAAGCAAUCACAGGCCAGGGCCCUGCAACCUGUAUUUUUAGUCCGUGCUCAAGGGAUUCCUACGAUCCAGAUCACUGGGGAACUGGGAAGGGAUAGAAGAAACUGGCGCUGUCUUGUGCCUCUUUGUGUGGCCUUGGGAGCUGCAGAAAUUUCUCCCUGGGUGACUGAGACACAUGGCCCUUGGCUGGAUUUGUGAUCGUGGGGACCUCUCUGUUUCUGUGCCUGUAGCAGCUCCUCCCCUCCCACAGCCCUGUCCUUACUAGGGGGGUUUUGUGCAUCCUCUCCAUCUCCCCCUGGAGGUCUGGCUCCUUGUCUAGGAUGGGGAAGUAAAAACUGGAGACAGAAAAGGAGAGGAGGUGGAAGGAGCUCCAGUCAGAGCUUCCGGGGGCCAACAUCCCAGGCAGCCCCUGCCACCACUCAGGGCAUGUAGGUCCCAAGGCUGACCUCUCCUCUUUUUGACCCAUCAGACCUUCCCCAUUCCCCUGCUCCCAUCCAAACAGCCUGCCCACAGUGAGUUUCCCCCAUGCACCUGGGCGUGAGGGCUUGGACACUAUUUGCAUGCAGCCAGAGUCUACAAGGGCUGGAGGAGGCCUCAUGGAGCAUCUGGGUCCCACCCUGGCCCUGGAGUCUGGCCUGAGCAGACCUAUAUGGGUGGAGUCGUGAGAGGUUGAUGAUAGAGAGCUGGGCGGCUGCCAGAACCUAGGGAAGGCCUUGGAUAGGAGAGAACAGUUAACUGCAGUUUGUCCAGUGUGAAUCACCCUUUUAGACAGCUAGCUGAACGUCCAUGGAGAAAAUGGGCGGAGAUGUGUCUGUCUCCCAGAGCUGGCCCUUCUUAGGUCAGAACGAGGGAGAGGACAGGGAGGGGAAGCUGGAGGAGGCUGGUCUGGCAUGGGACCGAAUCCAUGAGGGGUGGCCCGAGGCAGCCGGGAUGACAGCUCUCCCCAGGAACCCUGCUACUUGAGAAACAUGAUCAGCAAGUGCCGCUGGAAGCUCCUAGCCAUGUUGGCUUUCGUCCUGGUGGUCAUGGUAUGGUACUCCAUCUCCCGAGAAGACAGAUACAUUGAGCUUUUUUAUUUUCCCAUCCUAGAGAAGAAGGAGCCAUGCCUCCAGGGGGAGGCGGAGAGGAAGGUCUCCAAGCUCUUUGGCAACUACUCCCAAGAACAGCCCAUCUUCCUGCAACUUAAGGAUUACUUCUGGGUCAAGACGCCAUCUGCUUACGAGCUGCCCUACGGGACCAAGGGGAGUGAAGACCUGCUUCUCCGGGUGCUGGCCAUCACCAGCUAUUCCAUUCCAGAGAGCAUCCAGAGGCUCAAGUGCCGCCGCUGCGUGGUGGUGGGGAAUGGGCAUCGGCUGCGCAACAGCUUGCUGGGAGAGGCCAUCAACAAGUACGACGUGGUCAUCAGGCUAAACAAUGCCCCGGUGGCUGGCUACGAGGGUGACGUGGGCUCUAAGACCACCAUGCGUCUCUUCUACCCUGAAUCUGCCCACUUCAACCCCAAAGUGGAGGACAACCCGGACACACUCCUCGUCCUGGUAGCUUUCAAGGCCAUGGACUUCCACUGGAUUGAGAGCAUCUUGAGUGACAAGAAGCGGGUUCGAAAGGGUUUCUGGAAACAGCCUCCCCUCAUCUGGGACGUCAACCCCAAACAGAUUCGAAUUCUCAACCCCUUCUUCAUGGAGAUUGCAGCUGACAAACUGCUAAGGCUGCCGAUGCAACAGCCACACAAGAUUAAGCAGAAGCCCACCACGGGCCUGCUGGCCAUCACCCUGGCCCUCCACCUGUGUGACCUGGUGCACAUUGCUGGCUUCGGCUACCCAGAUGCCCAAAACAAGAAGGAGUCCAUUCACUACUAUGAGCAAAUCACCAUCAAGUCCAUGGCGUGGUCAGGCCACAAUGUCUCCCAAGAGGCCCUGGCCAUCAAGCGGAUGCUGGAAAUCGGAGCGGUCAAGAACCUCACAUACUUCUGACUUGGACAGGAGCUGAAUCCGUCCGUCUGCUCACCCUGCUGAGCAGCCCCCAUCCAUGGCUGUGGGGGUGCCUGGGGCCGGCAUGACCCACUUGGACUCACCCUUCCCUGUGUGGGGAGGAGGCCAGGUCGGCGAUGAGGCCGUGGCCCUGGCUGCUCUGGUGGAGGCCAGAGUCAGUCAGGGUGGAGGCCCUGGGGCUGCAGGAGCCCGGCCAAGGCACAGGGCUAGUUGCCGUGGCCCCCUCUCUCUGCCAGCACCAGGAGAUUAUUUAAUGGGGCUAUUUAAUUAAGGGGUAGGAAAGUGCUGUGGGCUGGUCCCAUGGCAUUCAGAAAAGGGGGCAUAUUACAGUGUUCUGCCCACUUUUUAUAAAAACAGAAGUGAUGGACCCAUCACGGGGCCUAGACCCAGAGCAGGCAUCCCCAGGAGGAGGGGUGUCUGGAGUGGGUGGUCACCUCCUGAGAGGGGCUGCUCUGUCCCAGCAGGCAUGGGAAGAGCACUGGCACAGGGAUUCCAUGGAGGAGGGGACCUAAAAGAUAUUACGUUUAUCAUUAAACUAUUUUUCCUAAAACAGAAGCAGCUAUAAUGAUACCCUGUGUCCUUUCAGAUUGAAGAAGACAUGGACGGAAAGUGAGACUCAGCCGUGGGCCCCUCGCUGGGCAGUGGACAGGCUUGUUAAAUACUCAGGGGGACCCAGAGCGGGCCGGGGUUAUUCAGAAAAUAAUUACUAACAGAGUAGAGUGCUAGGUUGGUGUCAGGUCAUGCACUGUCACCUUAGUGGAGCUGGCAAGCAAGCGGUCCCGUCUGUGGAACACCUAGCCUGACAUCUGCAUCCUGGUUUACUUCUCAGAGGAAGAGAGGGGCAGAAGGGGGCCAGGUGGGAGUUCCAGAACCCUCUUCCACCUCCCUUCCUCUCCCUCGCCAGCCUUGUUUCCAAAAUCUCAUGCUUGGAGGUGUGUGUUUGAGGACAUGGGUGUAGACAGGCAAAGCCAAAUUUCCCUUCUCAGAUUAAAUGGGAGUCAUAAAAUGGAGUUAACAGAAAGUCCUGCCAGUGGCCCAGGCAGCCAGAUUUGGGAUGGGCAGGGCACGGGCAGCAUCUGAGGGACUGGCAAGACUUCCUCCCCCUGCCCCCCUCCCCCAGGUCUCUAAAAGUGUGAUAACCCCAUUGUUUGCCGGGUCUCCACCCCACUUUGUUCCCCCUCUUCCCAGGCCCUGCUUAGCCGCCAACUGGGCUUCCCGCCACUCUCACAGCUGUUCCUUUACAUCUGGAGCCAGGAAGGAGAGCUGGACUUCCCCCAGAGGGAAAGGACUCACAGCUGUGUUCUUGGCUUUCUCAGAAAGAGUUGAGCUUUGAGGUUUUGAAUAGUUAGGCUGGGACAGGACGGAUAAGGCGGGGCAGAGGUUUGGGAGGAACAGAGGAAGAGGGCACCCUUCUCAACAAGGUGUCGGAGUGGCCUUGACAACACCCAUCCUCACUCCAUAGAAUGGUCCUGAGGCUCAUCGCGGCAAACUGCCUGCACUGUCAGAAGUCUGGCAGAACCACUUGGCUAGCUGCUCUUUCCGGGGGGGAAGGCCUGGGUGGGGGUAGGUGGAUUCUGAAAACAAAUAGGGCUGCAGCCCCAAGACUCUUCCAUCCACACACGCAAGCUUCGUGUCCCAGGCUUUGUCCUGGUGACCGGGCUGACUCUGAUGGGUAUGUUGAGUGUGUCGGGGGAUCUCAGCUCUGCUGAUUCUUGGUGCUUCUCCAGCUGCUUCUCGUGAGGAUAUGCAAGGGAGUGUCCAUUUCCCCCAUCCAGGCCAUUGAAAGUGGCUGUCAGCACAUAUGAUCCAGCUGUCCUGGACUGGGGCCACUGCCUGUUACUGGAUGUGCCUAAACUUGCGCCAGAAUCCAAACAUACCCACCCCCCAUCCCCAAACUCCACACACACUUGUAGACCUGGGAGCAUUUUACAUUCAUGCCACACUCAGGCAGCCCUUCACAAUUACAGGAGUGUGUAUUGGGAGGGGGUGUCUACCCCCAAACUGGCCAUUGUUCCCUGGGGGUGGGUUCACCUUUCUCCGGGUACUCUGACCCCUAGGCAGAUGGAAGGCAGUACGCUCAAGAUCAGAGCAGGCAGUGGAACUUGGAUGUGAGUUGCUGGAUGGGGCUCUUUGGUGUUCUGAGAAAGGGACUUUCAUUCUUCAGUUAGCCUGACCAAUGCGAAUGAACCGCCUGCCAGCCAGCCUUUCUGGUCCUGAUUAAGCCAUGCCCCAGAAAGGAGGCAGAGGAGGAAGCAGGGCACAGCAGGGAAGGCACUUAAGUUCAAAUCCACAAACUGGGUCCUACUCCGGGCUCUGCCACUUAAUUCUGUAGGGCCUUGGGCUGAUCACUUCUCCAUGUCUCGGCUCCAACUCCUACAUUCCUUGAAACAAGAGGGCGGGUCCGGCCAAUGAGGACCACCUACCCCGGAAUUAUCUGGGCGUGAUUUGAGAAUGGAGAAUCUUGGGUUUUACCCAAGCCGCUGGGGAUGAGGCCCAGGAAUCUGGCAUUUUAACAAGCUCCCGCAACCACUGCUCUAGUCGUCUAGACUACAGGAUGAUCUCACGGGCCUCCACUAACUCAACCGUCUGCGUGCAAAGCCCAUCCUAAUCCCUGAUGCCCUUGAGCCGCGUUAAUUAGGCGCACGCGCAGUUUUCUCCCGCGGGCGGAGGUGGCGGGGGGGAGGGGGCAGCAGAGGCUGGGGCGCGCAUGCGUCCUCCGUGCGGCGCGGAUCUGGCCGCGGAGGAGCUGAGCUUUUCCCGCAGUCAGCCGGAAGGCCUCUCGAGGUGCUGAGAGGUUGGCGCCUCCUUGGCAACUGGUUCCCGUCCUGGCAACAGCCAUAGAGUUCGCGCCAGUCUCCCCGGUUUGCUGCGUGCCUGUUUUCUCAGCCGAUGUCUCCCUGGGCUCUUCAGAACUCAGGCUGGGUUGGUUCACGUGACCUACGUUGACUUCCCUGCAGGGGCGGGAGUGAAACUGCCUAGGGCUGCGAUGGAGCAAAGGAGAUCUGCUGCAUCCAGUCUAGGCUCUGAAGUCCCAUCUCUCCUUUGCAGAGACCCAGAGAAGGGAAGGGGCUCCCAGCUCGACCGCCUAGCUGGGUAAGACAGUGUUUAGGUCGUUAUCUAGACCAGCAAGACAUUGAAAUGAUCUAUAUUCAUUCAAAGUGGUGUGCCUUAAUUUGGAACACUUCCGGUGUUUGUUUACACUUUUUCGAGGACGUGAGUACAGCCAAUUGCCUUCCCCCCUGAGACUGGCCAGCCUACGAAAAGCUUGUGCUUGGAAGCAGUCAGUGAGGCAGUAAGGUUUAAGCUCUUGCACAAGCGUCCUCUGUCAUAUGAUCUGUAAAACAGUGAUUACGUUGGUCUGUCUCACAAUGAGGUUUUAAGGAUCUAGUGGGAAUAUGUCUGGAGAAAGUGUGUAGCCUGUAAAGUAUGAUCUAAAUAUUGGAUUGGAAAGAUGCCUGGCAUGAUGGAAAAUACUGAAAGCGUAUGGAACAGGUGAGGCACAUCUGGAGAGCCAGACUUAUGCCCAGGUACAGCUAGUUACAGAAAAGUCUUGGUCUUCAAGUCACUCACAAGCUAAGUAGGGUAAGACAUUGGUGAGGGGGCUCAAAUGCAGGCUUUGCAGAAUCCAGUAAUGAACUGAGUUCAAAGGGUUCUCUGGCAGUGGUUUUCAAGUUGAGGUUAGAUGUCCUUAGGGGUUUUUGGACAAUGAGGUUUCUUGGUGGCAUUAUCCAUUUCCUUGCCAUGCAACAUACCAGGGUAGGUUCCUAACUAAGAUACACCCUCAGAAUUGGUAAUCUCUCUCCUAACCCAUAUGACCAUUUUGAUAUCUUUUUUUUUCUUUUUUUUUUUUUUUUGCAUUUUAGGUCCACACCCACAGCAUAUGGAGGUUCCCAGGCUUUGAAUCAGGGCUACAGCUGCCGGCCUAUACCACAGCCACAGCAGUGCCAAAUACAAGCCACAUCUUCGACCUAUACCACAGCUCAGGGCAAUGCCGGGUUCUUAACCCACUGAGCAGAGCCAGGGAUCGAACCUGAAACCUCAUGGUUCCUAGUCAAACUCAUUUCCGCUGCACCACGAUGAGAACUCCCCAUUUUGAUAUCUCAAUUAGAGCUUCAGAAAACUGUUUGUCAACAAGGACUCACUAUAGAGCACAGGGAACUAUCCGUUUUGUAAUAACCUAUAAGGGAAGAGAAUCUGAAAAAGAAUAUGUAUAACUGAAUCACAUUGCACUAUACACACAGCAUGGUAAGUUAACUAUACUUCAACUAGAAAAACCCAAACAAACCUAUUUAUCAGUUUUGAGCAUUUCCAUGGUUUUACAUCAGACUUGUUUCCAGGAAAUCUUUCCAACUUCAAAUUUGUUUAAGGAGGAUCUGUGUAUGUAUACAUCAGUAGUUAUUAACCCAUUUUCCUGUCCAGUUCUUUCUCAACAAGCUUAUCUCUCUCAUUAAAGUUCAUGGGAAUCCUGCACCUGAGAAAUGAGGCGGGGAGAUGAACCUUGGGUCUGGUUAGAUGUCAGACUUGGGGAAGCCCCUGUGUAUUGGAGGGUUUCACCUCUUCAAGUACAGGGAUUGCAGGGAGCUGCGAACAGGUUGGGGAGACCAUGGUCUCCUCUAGGAGGGUUAACACAGAGGAUUGGCCAACGUUUUCAGGGGCAACUAAAUUUAGGGAGCCAGAUUUCAGGUUCCCAAGGAAGACUGACAAUGUAAAGGACUGCACCCCUCAAGGAAGGCACUGCUUCCUCUCAAUCUUGCAAGGCUGGGAGGGAAAUUGCCCCAGGGGAUCGAAGUUGAACUGAGCUGUUCCAGAACCGCCUAAACACUAUUUAGUUUUUGAAAACACUAUUUACAAACGUCACCAACUUUAACACUUAAGGAGUGUCUUCACUUGCUUAAAAAUGCAUUUCUCUCCUGAAGAAAAAUAUCACAAGAGGACAAGUUACAGUCUGGUAGGGAGACUCUCUCCAGUUUUGGCCUUUUUCGCUGUAGAUCUGUGUUCCCCUUGUAACCCUGCAUGGCAAGAGAGCUAGAGAAGCUUUUUUUUUUUUUUUUUUUUUUUUGUCUUUUAUCUUUUUAGGGCCACACCCACGGCCUGUGGAGGUUCCCUGGCUAGGGGUCUAAUUGGAGCUGUGGCGACCAGCCUAUGCCACAGCCACAGCAACAGUAACACCAGAUCCAAGCUGCAUCUACAACCUACCUCACAGCUCAUGGCAACGCCAGAUCCUUAACCCACUGAGCGAGGCCAGGGAUUGAACCCACAACCUCAUGGUUCCUAGUCGGAUUUGUUUCCACUGUGCCACAGUGGGAACUCCUAGAGAAGCUUUUAAACAAAAGUCAGAUUGGAAAUUGUUUUCUGAAACUCUGCUGUAGAAGUCCUGAAUCUUUAUUGGUAUCACUUUAUCUCUAAUGCCUUCUUCAUUCAAGUAUUUCUCCCAGGAGCAACACCUACUAGUGUCAUGAAUUUGUUUUUCAGUCCUUGGGAAGCCAGGCCCUAGCCUUUCAAUUUCUUCAUAAAGGUGGUGUAAAGAUGGUAUCUUUCUCUUUUUUUUUGGCUGUGCCCCGUGGCGUAGGGAAGUUUUGGAGCCAGGGAUCGAACCUGAACCACAGCCGUAACCAGAGCCACAGCAAUGACAAUGCUGUAUCCUUAAGCUGCUGAGCCCUGAGGGAACUCCAUUAAGGUGCUAUCUUGAACUUAGUCCGCUUGAACUUGUCUUUGCCUAACCGAGGGUGACCCACAGGGGAACAUAUCUCUAUAUUCAGCACCUAUCCUGAGUAGCACUUUUUCUCUUGCACAACGGCGAGUAGAUUUCAGAGACGGUCCAUUGAAUAAGACCCCAGCUCUUCCACCAAAGUCCUGUUUCCUGAGACUACUUUCCUGUCUUUGAACAUUAAUGCUUGGAGAUUCACCACAAAGAAGAGAGCUCUAAAGGAGCACGGUGAGAGUGCUCUCAUAGCAUUCCAAGACAUUUCAAGGGCCAUCAGGUGAGGAACAGCAGAAAAAGAUGCCUUUGUGUGACUGGGGCUCCCUAAUCAAAAGGGAGGCCUUGGGCUCAGGGAUUGAGGCUGUCCCAGCCCUGUGGGUGGGCCCGGCAGACUGUCCUACAGAGGAGCUCUGGGAACCUGGAAUGGCAGGCAGAUACGGGCACCAGGGAUGUGAAUGGCACGUGUUCACAAAAGGCUUUUUAAAGAUGAGGGCUGUGAUAGAAGUGAAAACUUCAAGGCCUGUGGCAUGAAACCUUGCAGAGUGUGUCCAAGACUUUGUCGAUAAGGAGGAGGGGGAGACAGACCCAGGAAGGACAACAGUUAGAGAGAGAAAGUGUGGAUGGCCUCCCCCCCGCUACCCCCGGACAGCACACAUGUAUUCAGCCAGGAAGACACAUCCUUGUUUUUAGAAAGAAGGAUAGCUUGGGGUUUUCUCAUUUCUCCCAGUUUAUGACCUAGUUAGGAAGAUGGAAACAGAGGGGGUUGGAGAAAAGAUGAGUGGAGACUUGCUGGGCAUGAGAAGUAAUUGUCAGAGCGAGGGAGGGUUUUAUCAGUGACUCUUAGAGGCUGCUUGUAUUUUGGAUGCUGAAGCUACGAAUGGCUGGUAUGUGGUUACAUCUCCUAAAAACUAUUUCCACACGAGGCUUCUAAGGGGCUUUUAAAAUUAUGAUUAUUAUUUUUUAAUGGCCGCACCCUCGGCAUAUGGAAGUUCCCAGGCCAGGGACUGAAUCUGAGCCACAGCUGUGACCUACAACAGCAAUGCUGGAUCUUUAACCCACUUCGCUAAGCCAGGGAUUGAACCGCAGCAGUCAGAUUCUUAACCCACUGCACCACAGCAGGAACUGCUAAAAGACUUUUUUAAAGGGGAAAUAAACAGGCACCCCAAGUGGCAUUUUAAAUAAAAAUUGAUAUGUAAAUUAAGAUAGUUUUUAUUUAAAUAUUUAUACUUUUAUUUUAAUAAAGAGUUUAUUUUAUAGGGAAACUUCCUAGAGAGGAACUAAUCACAGGGCUCCCCCUUGUCUUUUUUUUCUGGUGCCAUCAGAAACCGCAAUGGAUUCCUGGGAAGGGCUGAUGGAGCUGGUGGAGUGUGUAUCUUGCCAUUUCAAUUCUGAUCCCAUAAUAGCAAACACCAUGCGUCAUGUGUGACCCUCCCCAUGUAGGAAGUGAGAAAUGGAAUCCCCACUGAUUCCUUUUCUCUUGUCUGAGAAAUCUUCCAGGGCCGAAUUACGUUUGCUCGGGUUUUUUAUUUUUAGGGCUGCACCCGUGGCAUAUGGAGAUUCCCAGGUUAGGGGUCAAAUGGGAGCAAUAGCUUUCAGCCUAUGCUACAGCCACAGCAACAUCAGGUCCAAGCCAUGUCUUCGACCUACACCAUAGUUCAUGGCAACGCCAGAUCCUUAACCCACUGAGCAAAGCCAGGGAUCAAACCCACAACCUCAUGGUUCCUAGUCAGAUUCGUUUCUGCUGCGCCACGACGGGAGCUCCACGUUUGCUGUUACUUCUCCUGUUCCUCUCCACUCUGGUAACUCAAAGGCAGCUUCAAGACCUAUUCCUUCAGAGCACUUGUCUUAAUAGUCUCCAUCAGAGAUGGGUUUGUUGUGGUGCUCCAGGGCUUGGUGUGAGACCAUUUCCUAUUCCAUGAACGCUGAAGACAUAGUGGAAAUAAUCCUGGCCUUUCCAGCCUGAUAGCGAGCCUGAGAGUUAGAAACUGGGCUCCCAUCCAAUCAUUCAGAGCCAAUGACAAAUUGUAAAGCUAUCAGAAAACUGGAUCCUGGCCUUGGGAUGGGUGGGGUGAUUCACAGACAAGCUUUCCCAGGGAAUUGUGGUCGUCCCAGGUCAUUUGGGGACUGGAGGGGGAGGAUGCCAGGCCUGCCCUCCUACUGCAGUUGUGGCCUGUUCUUGCUCAGCCUGUCCCCGAGUGGGUCCUAGUUCAUGGCCCUUUCACAUUGGCCAUUUUCAUCGCAUUCUAGGAUGAAAGCGGCCUUGGGUUUGCAGUGGAGGAAGGAAACAUUUCAAAGGAAAGCAUGUGUGUUUAAGUCUUUGUGCUUAUUGUCUGUUAGCUCUGUGACCUUGGUCUUGUGGCUUCUUUCAGCCUCACUCUCCUGUCUGUAAAAUGCUGAUACUUUGUAGAAUUGUGAGAAUUAAAUAAGAUUACCAUUG